Penicillium robsamsonii is the source of this 1329-nucleotide messenger RNA. RefSeq names its product CAZyme family GH18. Gene Ontology annotation, molecular function: chitinase activity; chitin binding. The record is from RefSeq and is a predicted model, not a curated record. The coding region runs from base 1 to 1329 and encodes 442 amino acids. The transcript is spliced from 4 exons. NCBI's taxonomy places the organism in Eukaryota, Fungi, Ascomycota, Eurotiomycetes, Eurotiales, Aspergillaceae. Gene Ontology annotation, biological process: chitin catabolic process; carbohydrate metabolic process. Gene Ontology annotation, cellular component: extracellular region.
AUGUUCAAACGUCUCGCACUUGGCCUGUUGGCCAUCCAGUCUGUGGCUGCCACACGCUUUGCGAUGUACAUUGACGAAUACCAUGUAGCCGCACUCCCAGGCAAGGAUAAGACCGAGGGCAUCGAUUACGCCAUCAUGAGCUUCGCAGCCUCAAAGCUAUUCAACUCGGACUCGCCUGCAGCCUACAAGCCAUUCGAGUCCCCCGAGACCAUGCGCAAUCGCUUCGGCCCAGAUACCAAGCUAAUGGUUGCCAUUGGUGGCUGGGGUGACACUGCUGGCUUCUCGGAGGGAGCAAAGGACGAGGCUUCGCGCACGCGAUAUGCCAAGAAUGUCGCUGCGAUGCUGGAUGCACAUGGAUUCGACGGUGUCGAUAUUGACUGGGAAUAUCCCGGCGGCAACGGCCAAGACUACAAAGACGUCCCUAAUUCAAAGAAAGUGGGCGAGAUCGAAACUUAUCCUCUCUUCCUCGCAGCUCUCCGUAAAGCAAUCGGAGACAAGGUCCUCUCUAUUGCGGUACCCGGUCGGAAGCAGGACUUCAUUGCUUUUACCAAGGAACAGGGUCCUAAGAUCUUCAAAUCUGUCGAUAUGGUCAAUGUCAUGAGUUACGAUCUGACCAACCGUCGCGAUAACGUUACCAACCAUGCUAGCGGCGUGCAGGGAUCUCUGGACACUAUCAAUGAGUAUCUUGCAAUUGGGGCAGAUCCCGAGAAACUCAACCUCGGUUUUGCGUACUACGCCAAAUGGUUUACCACCGACCCCAACUCCGAUUGUGAUGAAAAUCCCCUCGGCUGCCAGCUUGCCAAGCUCGAGAACGACAAUGGAACGGACAAUGGCAAGUCUGGUGCUUUGACUUUUGAGGCUGGCACUAUGGCUGCUGCACCUAAGGAUCUCAAGGAAGGCACUACCGGAGUGUGUGGAUUUGCAGCGAAAGCCAAGUGCCCGUCAGGACAGUGCUGCAGUGCUUCCGGCUACUGUGGUACGACCGAUGAGUUCUGCCAGGGCGGUUGUCUCUCUGACUACGGUACCUGCAAGGGGGUCUCAAUUAUCGACUCAUGGCGCAAAGCCCAGAAGGAUGGCAAGACUGAUGCCAAGGGCGGUGGUCAGUACUACUUCGAUAGCCACAACAACAUCUUCUGGACUUGGGAUACACCUGAGUUGAUUGCCCGCAAGUUCAAGGAAAUCGUCGCAGCGAAGAAACUAGGUGGUGUUAUGGCUUGGAGCUUGGGCGAGGAUACAUACAAGUUUGAGCACUUGGCCGCUAUGCAGAAGGGUCUUAAGUCUCAUCCUCCCAAGGUUGAUGCGCCUCCUCCCAAGGCUGAGACAAACUGA